UCGUAAUUAGUCUUUAUAUGCAAUAAAAAACGUCCUAGACUUUGUACCUUCUCCUUCUUCUAUCAUUCUCUCUCUCUCUCUCUCUCUCUCUCCCUCUCUCUUUAUGUCUGUGUUGUGUUCAUAGUUUCUUCCAAUCCAAACAUGCCUCACGGAACGCUCGAAGUCCUUCUUGUCAGUGCCAAAGGCCUCGACAACAAUGAUUUUCUCGCUGACAUGGAUCCCUAUGUCAUUUUAACUGUAAGGACCCAAGACAAGAAAAGCACUAUCGUCUCAGGGCAAGGAUCUGAACCAGAAUGGAAUGAAACCUUUUCAUUCAACGUCUCCGACGAUGUUGAUGAACUUCGUUUGAAAAUAAUGGACAAAGAUAGCUUCAGUUCAGAUGAUUUUGUUGGGGAAGCAACCGUUCCUUUAGAGGCUGUUUUCAUUGAAGGCAACCUUCCACCAACUCCAUACAAUGUUGUCAAUCAAGAAAAGGAAUAUCACGGAGAGAUUAAAGUUGGCCUCACUUUCACUCCUGAGGGAGGCAGCCAUGGUUCUGGAGACUACGGCGGUGGCUCGGAGAGCUGUGGUGGAAGGAAGGGAUCAUCACAUAAAGGAGAGGAAAGCUAUGGUGGUGGUGGCGGCGCCGCCUAUGGUGGUGGCGGCAGCGGUGGCUAUGGUGGUGGCAGUGGCAGUUAUGGUGGUGGACGUGGGAGCGGCUAUGGUGGUGGCAGUGGCAGUUAUGGUGGUGGACGUGGGAGCGGCUAUGGUGGUGGCAGUGGCAGUUAUGGUGGUGGACGUGGGAGCGGCUAUGGUGGUGGCAGUGGCAGUUAUGGUGGUGGACGUGGGAGCGGCUAUGGUGGUGGCAGUGGCAGUUAUGGUGGUGGACGUGGGAGCGGCUAUGGUGGUGGCAGUGGCAGUUAUGGUGGUGGACGUGGGAGCGGCUAUGGUGGUGGUGGUGGCGAUGGUUAUGGUGGUGGUGGCGGUGACGGCUAUGGUGAUGGUGGCGGCAGCGGCUAUGGUAGUGGACGUGGCAGGGGCUAUGGUGGUGGUGGUGGACGGAAAGAAUCAUCGGAAGCGGAGGAAAGCUAUGGCGGAUGGAAUGAAUCUUCUCACCGAGGAUGA
Messenger RNA from Prunus avium (sweet cherry), 1104 nucleotides. RefSeq lists its product as uncharacterized. The record is from RefSeq and is a predicted model, not a curated record. NCBI's taxonomy places the organism in Eukaryota, Viridiplantae, Streptophyta, Magnoliopsida, Rosales, Rosaceae.